UAUAUUUUCCAAAUUUAGUCGCGUAUAGAAUAAAAAAUAUUCAACAUGAGAUGCGUCAUACCUGGCGGUAACAUCAAAACUUUGGCAAAGGCAAUACAUACACUAGCAAAGAUUGGAGAUGAAAUGUAUGUGAAUCCUCAAGAGGAAUCUAUCUCUUUUCGCACAGUCAACAUGGCAAAAUCGGCAUAUUCGAACUUCACGUUUCACAGAAAUUUCUUCUCCUAUUAUGAUCUUGGAAAUCUCGAUGAAGAAGAAGCACAAAAGUGUAAAAUUUCAAUGAGGGUAGUAUCUAUUUCAUAUACAUUUAUGUACAUGAUAUUUAACUUAUUCUACAAUUUACAGAGCGCAAUGACAGUCUUCAAAUCUGCACAUACAUUGGACAAACAUGUGGAAACUUGUCACAUUCAUUUGGAGAUGGAUGCCUGUAAUUUAGUAUUUAUCUUAAAAUAUAAAAAUGGUAUCAACAUGUCCCAUCUGAUGCCUAUUUUGGAUUCUGAAAAGUUGCAAGCAUCGUACACUAAGGCUAGUAUGUCCAAUGAAUUGACGUCACGAGCUCGAACAUUUACAGAGGCUCUGCAAAAUUUUCCACAAAAUUUGAUCGAAAUAACGCUCCAGAUAACGCCACAUAAAUUAUUAUUUAGAAACUAUGUAGAUGACGCAUCACUUAUGGUAAAUACUACACGUACCCAGCUGGCUUUUGGUAUCGGAGAAUUUGAUCGUUACACUUUUGGCAAUGAAACAAGUAUCACAUUUUGUUUAAAAGAAGUUAAAGCUUUACUCGUUUUUAGUGAGAGCGUAGGCAUUCCAAUUACUGCAAGUUUUGGAACAGCAGGAAGACCAAUAUUGUUUACGGUGAAAAGUCCAGCUUUUGAAACGAACAUGCUAUUAUCAACUCUAAGUCCAGACUGUGACAGUCAGUCAGACACAUCGAUUGUCAGUAGACAAGUGCAAUCUAUUCGAAAAAAGAAUGCUUCGAGGAGUACAUCCAAUCGUGUUAAUAAAGUAUCUUCGAGUCGAAUAAAAAAAUCUAUCAAACCUACUGUUAGUGAUGUGUCCAAGAAUACGCUAGUAAAAGAAAAAAUUCAGUCGGACAAAACACACAACGAAAAUAGGAAUGCUCCUGUGAGCAUCGUUAACGCAAAUGCUAAUAAUUCUAUAAACGCUUAUGAAAAAAAUUCACAUAUGCCAAUACAAAAUUGUUACUCUGUCGCAUGCAGUCUUGCUAGUACAUCUUCGGCGAUUAGUAGGAAAAUUUCGGAGAACCAAAGGAAGUUAGUAAAUUCAGUAUUUUCUAGCAUUACAAAGAGAAAAUCAUCGGAUGAUAAAGUAAAUCAGAAGGAGAAAGAAGAUACAAUAGUUUGUUUUGACCUAGACGAUAAUGUACCGCAGUCGCCACCGCGUAAAGUGGCCAAGAGGGCAAAAAUAGUGUUUCAGAAAUGCUUUCAGAAUACUUUUGAUCCGCGAAUGUUACCUGGUCAUGACACUAUCUUGGUAAAGGAUUCCGAUGAGAGUAACAGCGAUUGAUAUUAUUUUGUGAGAACUUUUAUAAUGACAAAAGAACAAUUUAUUUGCUCAUAAUAAAAUAUUAUAUAAUUUCAUAACAGAUUUUCUGGACAAUUAAC
Messenger RNA from Atta colombica, 1622 nucleotides. It is a transcript of the gene Rad9, whose product is annotated as cell cycle checkpoint control protein RAD9A. Gene Ontology annotation, cellular component: checkpoint clamp complex. The transcript has 5 exons. Bases 46 to 1524 code for a protein of 492 amino acids. The record is from RefSeq and is a predicted model, not a curated record. Gene Ontology annotation, biological process: cellular response to ionizing radiation; DNA replication checkpoint signaling; DNA repair. Lineage: Eukaryota; Metazoa; Arthropoda; Insecta; Hymenoptera; Formicidae.